GGCGCGGGGCCCCUCGGGAGGCGGGGCCUCAGGGGGAUGCGCGUGGGCGUGACGUCAGUUCGUGCGCCGCAUUCUGUUGCCGGGCAGCCAUGGAGGCUGCUCUGGAGUCCUCAACGGAGGACCCGUUGGGGAACUUUGUGCGAGUUUUGGAGAAGAGAGAUGGCACGGCGUUACGCCUGCAGCAGUAUGGCUCCGGCGGCGUGGGCUGCGUGGUCUGGGACGCUGCCAUUGUUCUUUCUAAAUACCUGGAGACGCCCGGGUUCGCCGGCGACGGGGCCCACGCGCUGCGCCGGCGGUCGGUGCUGGAGCUGGGCGCCGGCACCGGGGCCGUGGGGCUCAUGGCCGCGACCCUCGGGGCAGAUGUUGUAGUCACCGAUCUUGAGGAAUUGCAAGACUUGCUGAAGAUGAAUAUUAACAUGAACAAGCAUCUUGUCACUGGUUCUGUUCAAGCCAAGGUACUGAAAUGGGGGGAAGAAAUAGAAGACUUUCCUUCUCCGCCAGACUACAUACUGAUGGCCGACUGCAUAUACUACGAAGAGUCUUUGGAGCCACUGUUGAAAACUCUAAAAGAUCUCAGUGGAUCUGAGACUUGUAUUAUAUGUUGUUAUGAACAGCGAACAAUGGGGAAAAAUCCAGAAAUCGAGAAAAAAUAUUUUGAGCUUCUUCAACUAGACUUUGACUUUGAAAAAAUUCCCUUGGAAAAACAUGAUGAAGAAUAUCGAAGUGAAGAUAUUCAUAUUUUAUACUUCAGAAAGAAAAAAUCGAAAUUUCCAUCGUGAAAUCUUUAGUCAUCUUACCCAAGCCUCCAGCAACCUGGGUAAGCUAAAGAUGUGAAUGGAGCAUGGGAAGAUUGUGUUCACAGAUUUUUCCAGCAUGUCUUUAGAGACCUGAUAAUAGACAACAACCAUCAUGGGCUGCCUGCAAAACAGAAAAUGACUGCCAGUCUGCCAGCUAAUGGGCCUGAAAUCCAACUUAGUUUACUUUUAGUUCAGUAUCAAGUUCUGCUUAAAAGAAACAUUGUGUAUUAGUCACUCCUCAAAUAAAAGUUGGUAUUGAGGUUAGCCUAAAGUCUGCCAAAAAUAAACAGUGAAGCUUCAUGGUUGACUUAGCUUAUUUUCCAGAAUUAGAUAAAUUGAUCCAGUUUCUAAAGAGAAAUAUAUACUGCUAUAUAAUAAAGUUUAAAUUCAAAUCAGUAAGUUUUAGUUUGUCUUCAAGAUAGGUAAAUUUAAAAGGUUUUCAUUUUAACAUAAUUAUGCAGUGGUUUUUAUCAUGUAUCUUCCACUUUGUUGCUUUUAAGAUAGCUUUACUACUUACUAGUAAAUGUUCUUUUACGUUAAAAAAAGCCCCAACAUAUUUUGUAUAGUUACAUUGGCCAAAGUUUUAUUCUUUUCCUCCACCAUACAUGUCUACAUGAGUUAGUAAAUUAUACUGUAGUGAGUAAGAAUGAAAGUUAAGAAAUCAUGAGAUUAGAAUGAGGGGGGUUGGAGUGAAAGUAAAAAGCCCAUUUUCAGGCUAGUUCACUUUUCUCAUACUAUAUAUCUUCCAGGAAAAAGUGGAUAAAAAUCACUGAUGUUUACUUGUUUACAAAACAGAGACAUUUUUAAAUAACUGCAAAUGUAAUUCUAUAUACAUUUAGCAAAUGGUUUUGAUUCUGUGUAGUCUUUAUGUUAUGAUAAUCAUCUGCUCACAGACUGAUCUGUCAAGAACUUAAAUCUCAACUGUUCUAAAGAGUAAUAAACUAUAGAAUUCUGGUACUUACAGGCAUUGGUGCUAGGUGGCACAUUUUAUGUGUUAAAAUAAAUGUUCUUGCCCUUGCC
Messenger RNA from Myotis lucifugus (little brown bat), 1817 nucleotides. RefSeq names its product valosin containing protein lysine methyltransferase (gene VCPKMT). The transcript is spliced from 6 exons. Gene Ontology annotation, molecular function: protein-lysine N-methyltransferase activity. Gene Ontology annotation, biological process: peptidyl-lysine methylation. The coding region runs from base 90 to 779 and encodes 229 amino acids. Lineage: Eukaryota; Metazoa; Chordata; Mammalia; Chiroptera; Vespertilionidae. The record is from RefSeq and is a predicted model, not a curated record. Gene Ontology annotation, cellular component: cytosol; cytoplasm.